This is a messenger RNA of Salarias fasciatus (jewelled blenny), 1707 nucleotides long. Its product is annotated as diacylglycerol O-acyltransferase 1-like. Gene Ontology annotation, molecular function: diacylglycerol O-acyltransferase activity. Gene Ontology annotation, cellular component: endoplasmic reticulum membrane. The coding region runs from base 18 to 1418 and encodes 466 amino acids. NCBI's taxonomy places the organism in Eukaryota, Metazoa, Chordata, Actinopteri, Blenniiformes, Blenniidae. Gene Ontology annotation, biological process: triglyceride biosynthetic process. The transcript has 16 exons. The record is from RefSeq and is a predicted model, not a curated record.
CUUCAGACUGAGGAGGGAUGGCUGCAUUGAGGAAGAGGCUCUGCUCCUCCUCCUCGGCUGGAGAAGAUGUCCUCUGUGACGCUGCAGCCGUCGAAAGCCUCGAUGAUCUCCAGCAUCCCUCUGCUCCACUGCUAUGCUGCCACAGCGUCCAGGACUCUCUGCUGAGUUCCAACAGCAGCUUCACCGGCUACAGAGGCGUCCUCAACUGGAUCAUCAUCCUCCUGGUGCUGACUCAUGCUCACCUGUUUCUGGAGAAUUUCAUUCAAUACGGGUUCUUGAUAGAUGUCAAAAAGGUUCUGGGGCAUAUGAUCGAGGACAACUGUAACUGGCCAUCGGUCAACCUCCUACUGGCUUCCAGCAUGUUCAUUCUCGUGUCGUUCCUCCUGGAGAGACUCCAGGAAAAGGGACUGAUUCCCCCCACUGUAACUCACCGUCUGCAUCUCACAAACCUUGGCCUCCUAGUGGUGUUCCCUGCAGCGGUUGUUCUCCAUGUGCCAACAAUAUCCACAGGUGGAGCCUUCUUCUCCCUCUGGUUUUACACCACUCUUGGGUUGAAGCUUUACUCGUACCAGGAAGCUAAGCGCUGGUACCGCGGGGCUCGUCCAGAUGAUUCCCGCCGUCCGUCCGUGUCUCCUGGUGAAGACGUGUCCUCUGUCCUCUCUGCAGGUCUCUGUUACUUCCUGCUGGCUCCCACUCUGUGCUACCAGAGGAGCUUCCCCUGUAACCCCCGAGUUCGAGUCAACAAGCUGCUGCACAGGCUGCUCGAGGGGGUGGUUCUGAUCCAGAUCAUGGUGGGCAUCGUGCAGCAGUGGAUUGAGCCGAUAUUUCAGAGAUCGGAGACCUCGUUCUGCAGUAUGGACACCACGAUGAGAGUGGAGCUCCUGGUGGGACUGGCUGCACCGACACACUUCCUCUGGCUUCUCUUCUUCUUUCUGACUCACUCCUACCUGAACUUCUGCGCCGAGCUGCUGCGGUUCGGAGAUCGGCAUUUUUAUGGCGACUGGUGGAACGCAACAACGCUGAUAGAUUUCUGGAAGAACUGGAACGUCCCCUUUCAGAAAUGGUGCGACAGACACGUUUACAGUCAGCUGGUGGAAAGAAAUGUUCCCCCGUCUCAGGCUGAGCUGCUGGUCUUCCUGAUGUCUGCAGCUCUGUGUGAGUAUUUGAUCGCUCUGCCGCUGCACUGUUGUCGUCUGUGGAUCUUCAUAAUGAUGGUGAUUGAGCUCCUGGUUGCCUUAUUGCUGGGAAAAUAUUUCCAUGGAAACUACGGCAACGGUUUGGUGUGGCUGUGCCUGCUUCUGGGGCCUCCUCUGGCCGUGACCACCUACUUUCACGACCACUACGUCUUUGACCCCCAUCGCUCCCGUCAGCCUUCAACACAGCUGCCAGUCGACCAUGGAGGCCUCCUGCAGACUUGAUGAAAAACUUUGCAUUCAGGAGAUGACUUUCAAAAAGAACUCGGUUCUGGACAAAGAUCCAGUCUGAUAAUCUCUCCGACCUCAAUUCAAUUCAGCAAUACAUCCAGGAGACACCGGGCAUCCACAUCUCUGCCCUCUAUAAACUGAAAUAUGAUACAAACUAAUUAAAUGUAUCAGAUAUUAAAUGUUGGAACUUUGGAGCUGCAGUGACAACAAAAAAGGCUUUUUGGCUACUUUUAACCAGUGUUUGUCUAAACCAGUAUUGACAGGAACAAACAUUUUACCAGAA